AUUGUUUAGCUUUUGCUUUGCACGUAAGCUGCCUUAUCCAAAAAGAGAAAAGUUGAUGGGGGUAUUUUAUUAGUAUAUUACUAGGAAUAGCAAAGAAUAUGGAAUAUUAACAAUACAUGAAAAUGGUUUUCUAUUACUUGACAUGCAAGUUUUGUUCAUCUUCAAAGAAAUUUCCAAACUUGUGCUUUCAUCCAUUGAUCUCCUCAAAUACCUCUAUCACAUUCUUCUUUUCCCAAAUCCCAACCCAUCAAUUCUUUUGGUUAAUUAGUAAUUACCCUUUUUUUGUCCUUCAAUGGAACGUGAAGAAGGGAAACAACCUCCCCAAAAGACCCCAUUACACAAUCAACACGAGCAAGCUAAUUCCAACAAUUUUGUUCUAGAACAUAACUUGCAAGAGCAAAGUGGGACAUUCACAACUUUUGCAUCAUUUGAAAGUGAAACUGAGGGCGAGUCUUCCUUUGAUGACAAUGAUUAUGAUGGGGAUGCUGAUUUUUUCCUGAGCCAAGAGUUCGAAUCGGAACUUCAAUUUCUUGAGAGUGAAGGAAGCAAUUACAACAACGAUGAUGACAAUGAUGAAGAUAUGGAAGAAGAUAACAUCGAUGUAGAUGAAUUGACUUAUGAAGAGUUGAUUGAGUUGGGGGAUUUUAUAGGACAAGAGAAGAGAGGGUUGUCAGCACAUGAAAUUUGUUCAUGCUUGCAUAUUCACAUUUUCCAUUCUGCUGAAAACAAAAGUGGAAUUGAUCGUUGUGUGAUUUGUCAGGUUGAAUAUGAAGAAGGUGAACCUUUGGUGGCAAUUCAGUGCGAGCACCCUUAUCACACAGAUUGCAUAAGCAAGUGGCUUCAAAUUAAGAAGGUUUGCCCAAUAUGUAACACUGAAAUUUCAGCUCCCAAGAUGGUUAGUUAAGAAUAUAUACUUGGUUUUUAGAUAGUUUAAAAUUUAUGCUUCCUUCAUUUGUGCAAUCUGAAUUUGAAAUAGUUAAAGGAAAUAAAAGCUUAACUGGAGCUUAAUUUGUAACAUUGUAAUCACAGAAAUUUGAUGUUUCAAGGUAUGAAAGUGAUUGGAAAUCAAUUAUACUU
Glycine soja is the source of this 1077-nucleotide messenger RNA. Its product is annotated as E3 ubiquitin ligase BIG BROTHER-related-like. Gene Ontology annotation, molecular function: ubiquitin-protein transferase activity; ubiquitin conjugating enzyme binding. Bases 293 to 904 code for a protein of 203 amino acids. Lineage: Eukaryota; Viridiplantae; Streptophyta; Magnoliopsida; Fabales; Fabaceae. The record is from RefSeq and is a predicted model, not a curated record. The transcript has a single exon. Gene Ontology annotation, biological process: protein ubiquitination; negative regulation of organ growth.